AUGCCGCAUUUCGCUCGAUCCGUCACCUUGCUCCUUCAAGCGUACGCCGUGUCGUCGAGCGUCAUCGACCCUGCCACCUUGGCUGCUAGAGAUAAUGGCGAGUUCCUUGCACCGACAACCUGUCCGACCGACCGCCAGGAAUUUAUCCGUCACCGAGAUAAAUACAAAGUGGAAGCCCUGGACAGGAUAGUCUACGCUUGCGUGCCUAGCCUCAAGGCCCAUGCAAAGCCCGACUACGGAGUUGUGGCCAGAGGAGACUCCAACAGCGUUCAAGAAGCAAGUUCGAUACAGGCCGAGGAGUGCGAGGAUGCGGUCCGUGCUUGGGGAUGCGUGCAUGGCCUCGACUGCCGGUUUGAGCAGAAUUGCCCACAGGGUUCGCAUCGAGGUGAAAAGUCGGAAGUGGAAGCAGGCAACUGUGCCGGCAAAACGCAGGAGAUGCACUGCAAGAUUUCGGCAAACAAAGCCGCCGCCCAAGAGGUUCAGUUUGACCAGGUCGCGUCGUGGAUUAUUAUGGCCGAUAAGAAAACGUCAGGAAAGAUCGUCGUCGAGUUCGGGCGAGGCGUUUACGACUUUGUCCUCUUCGACAGUCAAGUUCAUAAAGACGUAGCCGGCAUCCCCAUGGACGUCCCGGCCAUGUUUGGCGGCAAAACAACGUUUUCGCCUCAGCAGCUAAUGGGCCUGGAUGUUAAGCUUCAUUACUCGCAGGUCCUCCGAGGUAGUCUCUACGCCAGUUCGGUCAGACGCACGAAUCCCUUUAAAAUUAAGAGCUUUAUUAUGGUUGCACGCCUUGCAGGUACUAACCUCGUCUUCGAAACCACUCCUCUGAUCGAUCUCAAGGUCGAGUCAUUUAGGAGUAAUUCCAUAAUCUGGACUGGUAAUGUAAACUACGAGGGUUGGAGUGCCGAUACGGGAGAAAACUUGCCUUCGUCGAAUGUCUGGUAUGCUGUCCCUUGA
Drechmeria coniospora is the source of this 954-nucleotide messenger RNA. RefSeq lists its product as uncharacterized. The coding region runs from base 1 to 954 and encodes 317 amino acids. The transcript has 3 exons. Lineage: Eukaryota; Fungi; Ascomycota; Sordariomycetes; Hypocreales; Ophiocordycipitaceae. The record is from RefSeq and is a predicted model, not a curated record.